This is a messenger RNA of Pseudozyma hubeiensis SY62, 2724 nucleotides long. RefSeq names its product cortical actin cytoskeleton protein. Gene Ontology annotation, biological process: inositol metabolic process; inositol phosphate biosynthetic process. Gene Ontology annotation, molecular function: diphosphoinositol pentakisphosphate kinase activity; inositol hexakisphosphate kinase activity; 5-diphosphoinositol pentakisphosphate 1-kinase activity. The coding region runs from base 1 to 2724 and encodes 907 amino acids. The transcript has a single exon. Gene Ontology annotation, cellular component: cytosol. The record is from RefSeq and is a predicted model, not a curated record. Lineage: Eukaryota; Fungi; Basidiomycota; Ustilaginomycetes; Ustilaginales; Ustilaginaceae.
AUGGACCGCAAGGCCCGCAGCAAACCCAUGCAGAACAUCCUCAACCGUCUCAUCAGCACCAAGGAAUUCGACGUCACCAUCUUUGGCGAAAAAGUCAUCCUCGACGAACCCGUGCAAGAUUGGCCCAUCGUCGACGUCCUCAUCUCAUUCUUCUCCACUGGUUUCCCGCUCGACAAGGCCAUCUCCUAUGCUGAUCUGCGCAAGCCUGUGCUCGUCAACGAUCUGCGUCUCCAGCAGGUGCUGUGGGAUCGUAGAGCCGUGCUGGCCAUCUUGGAUAGUGUAGGUGUGCCGACGCCGAGGAGGUUGGAGGUGGAUAGGGAUGGCGGCCCGGAUUUGGAGGAUGUGAUCAUCGAAGAUCUGAAGCAGAGGGUGGGCGCGGAUUUGAGGAAGGAUAGAGAGCCCAAGGAGUGUAAGAUGGACGGCUACGAUCACUUGGUCAUCGGCGAGAGGAAGAUUGCAAAGCCGUUCGUGGAGAAACCAGUUUCGGGCGAGGAUCACAACAUCCACAUCUAUUUCCCCAAAAACAGAGGCGGUGGUGCCAGGAGGUUGUUCCGCAAAGUAGGCAACAAGUCGUCCGAGUACGAUCCCAAUCUCGUCGAACCUCGAACCGACGGUUCCUACAUCUACGAAGAGUUUAUGGACGUCGACAACGCCGAGGACAUCAAGGUCUACACCAUCGGUCCACACUUUGUCCACGCCGAAACCCGAAAGUCGCCCGUCGUCGACGGCGUCGUCAAGCGAAACCCGGACGGCAAGGAGAUCCGAUACAUCACCAAGCUCAGCGACGAGGAGAUCAAGAUGGCCACAUCCAUUUCGAAAGCCUUCAAGCAAAACAUCUGCGGCUUCGAUCUGCUCCGGGUCGGAGGCAAGAGCUACGUCAUCGACGUCAACGGCUGGAGCUUCGUCAAGGGCAACGACUUCUAUUACGACAAGUGCGCAGAGAUCCUCAGUCGAUUCUGUAAGAACAACGUCGUCCGAAGACCUAUCGGAAGCUCUGGGAGCGGGAUGGGAAGUUCGAGUCCUCGCGAACGCGAGAGGUCCGCUUGGAAUUUGAAAGCCUCCGUCACUGUGUUCCGUCACGGCGAUCGAACUCCGAAACAGAAACUCAAACGAUCCUUCAAACCCUCCGAGACAUGGGCUGCCCCGCUGAUCGCGCUGCUCCAAGGUCGACGCGAGGAGAUCAUCCUGCGCACGCAGCUCGAUCUCGUCUCCACCGCCGCCUCGGAAGCUCUCUCCCUCCCCGGCGCCAACACCUCGGAUCUCGAACUCAUCAUCCAACUCAUCAACCGCAAGAAGGACCUACCCGGUACCAAAGUCCAGAUCAAGCCCAGCUUCGACAAGGACUCCGGCGACCUCUCCAAGAUGCAACUCAUCAUCAAAUGGGGCGGUGAGUUCUCCCACGCCGCUCGUCACCAAGCCAAGGAUUUCGGCAACAACAUGCGCAAGGAUAUGAUCAUCAUGAACGCCGAUGCGCUGUCCAACUGCACCGUCUACACUUCGAGCGAGAGGAGGGUCACCGCUAGCGCCGAGAUCUUCGCCGCUGCGUUUCUGGACGAAUCGAGCGGGGAAAAGGAGAUGAUUAUACGCAAGGAUUUGUUGGACGACAGCAAUGCGGCCAAGGAUGUGAUGGAUGUGGUCAAGAAGAAGUUGAAGGCGUCCUUGAGGCCGGAUUCUCCCGAAGCGGGGAACGUGCCGGAUGAUUGGCCGGAGGAUCUGCCGCCACCGGCGAGGUUGGCGCUGGACAUCGCUGCGUUGCUGGGCAAGUUGAGGGAGGUGAUGAGGUCGAACUACAAGACGUUGGGUAAAGGGAUCGAUCGUGUUCAGACGAGAUGGUGUACGCACGAGACACCUGGGCUCUUCCGAGAACGCUGGGAGAAGCUGUUCAACGACUUUGAGGAGGAUCCACACGAUCCAUCGCGAUCGAGCGAACUGUACGACAUGUUGAGCCACGAUGGCCUGCACAAUCGACAGUUCAUCGAGACCGUCUUUUCGGAUCCCGCGGUCCAGGAUUCGGAUCUGGACAAGAAGCUGGUGCAUCUUCACGAGCUGUAUCGGAAAGCGUUGGCGUUGUUUUCGUUCAUCUGUCCGAGGGAGUACGGUAUCACGGAUUCGGAGAAGGAAGAGAUUGGGUUCCUGACCAGCAUGCCUCUGCUCAAGAACAUUGUGGAAGAUCUCAAAGGAGCCAAGGAGUCGAAGGGUAUUUGCAGUUUAUACUUUACCAAGGAGUCUCACAUCCAUACUUUGCUCAACUUGGUUCUCGCUAGCGAACUCAACGUGGUCAUGCCCAAGAUCCCUGCUUUGGAUUACUUCGCUUCGAUCACGUUCGAAGUGUACGAACGCAACUCCCCCACCCCCCUCACCACGACAAGCUCGAACAACAGCUCCGCCUCAAGCAUCGCUUCCACCACCUCGGUGCAGCAACAGUACUCGCUCCUGAUCAGCGUCUCCGAGGGAGCACACUCUUCCAACAUCCUCUCGAUCAACCUCGACGCCCGACACGCCCUCACCCCGCUCCCCCGACGUCCGCUCACCACACACAUGGACUUCGACGACGCCAUGGCCAAACUCGAAGCCCACUCGAGCAGAGACAGCAGGGUAGACAGAGGUAUGGUCGAAGGAUCUACCGUAUUCUUCGGUCAGGACGAUCCGGAUCGUCAGUUUAUGCCGAUCAAGAAUCGCAGGGAUAGUGUGGAUACCGAUCAGAGUUCGGUUCGUCACGCCUGA